AACAACAAGCGGCGGCGGAGGCAGAAACAGCAGGAGCAGCAGCACCAGCACCAGCAGCCCACGCAGGAAGGCUAGGCGACACGCAAGGAGACAUCCGAUGAGAGGAAAGGCUCAGCGAGAGUGAGCUGCCGCGGAUUGUCCAAAGGGGCAGCGUUCCUCUAGUUGCGGUUUUGACGGUCUGCGUGCGCCUUGUGCUAGCUGGGACCCCAAACAAAAGGCUGCCGUCACCCUAACGGAGGUCCUCUACAGUCGCGAGAGAGAGAGCGAGCAAGAGAGAGAGAGGGGCACCGCUGGAUGCAAAAACAAACAUGAGCUCCUAUUUUGUCAACCCUCUUUUCUCUAAGUACAAAGGCGGCGAGUCCCUGGAGCCAACUUACUACGACUGCAGGUUCCCACAAAGCGUUGCCCGCAGCCACACGCUCGUUUACGGACCCGGAGCGGCCGCGCCGGGCUUCCAGCACCCGUCCCACCAUGUGCAGGACUUUUUUCACCACGGCACCACGGGCAUCUCCAACCCGGGCUACCAGCAGAACCCGUGCGCCUUGGCGUGCCACGGCGACGCCGGCAAAUUUUACGGCUACGAAGCCCUGCCCCGGCAAACGCUGUACGGCAGCCAGCAAGAGACGAGUCUGGCGCAGUACCCGGAUUGUAAAUCGUCGGCAGGCUCGAACCCUGGAGAAGGACAAGGCCACUUAAAUCAAAGUUCAUCUCCCAGCCUUAUGUUCCCAUGGAUGAGACCCCACGCUCCAGGACGACGCAAUGGCAGACAAACCUACAGCCGAUACCAAACUCUGGAACUGGAGAAAGAGUUCCUCUUCAACCCUUACCUGACCCGCAAAAGGAGAAUCGAGGUGUCGCACGCCCUCAGCCUGACCGAGCGACAGGUGAAGAUCUGGUUCCAGAACCGGCGAAUGAAGUGGAAAAAGGAGAACAACAAGGACAAGUUUCCGGGUCAGAGGGGAGAGGCCGAGGCCGAGGAAGAGGGCAACGAGGACGGUGAAGGGGAAGAGGGGGAAGAGAAGGAAACCGAAGAGCGAGAGGAGAGCAAGGAGUGAUUUUAUGGUCCUUUUUAUGGUUAUAUGGCUGAAAAAGAAGAAAAAAGGAGAGCGAGGUCUCGUAAACAGAGCAGGAAUCGCGAGCGCGUCAUUUUUACAACCACCCUUUCUUUCAUUUUAUCAAGUGGGAACAGGAAUCCCGACAAUAUUCCUGUCAUCAGUAGGCAUAUUACUGCUUUUUCACAAUUAAAAAACAACAACAAAAAGUCCAAAGUGGGCAUUCUGUUUUAAAUAACAGCUGCCCUUGCAAAAACGAAAAAAAAGGGAAAUAAAACGCAUGUUAGUUCAAAACGGCUAAUUUUUUUUUUUUUUUUUGGGGGGGGGGGGGGUCUACUGUAUCAAGUUUAAACGCCCUGCAAACUGUAAAUAGACACAAAAAGAAAUAAGUAGACUCAAUAAACUCAAUGGAGGGUUUUUAGUGCAGCGCUCAGUCAUCACCGCAGCAGUUUGUACAAAGCACCCACUUUUAUGACUAUAAUUAUUAUUAUUGUUAGUGUUUUAGUCGUCUUCUUUCCACGCAGUGGCCUAAAAACAGCCACGAGCUCCUCCUCGCGAUUUAGUUGCAGGGAGGAUGACCAGGGAAUUGCAAUCGUUUGAAAUCCUUGAUGCUACCUAAACCUGGGCACAAUUGCAAUAGAGAUUUCUGAAGAGAGAGAUUUCAAACGACACACACACACAAAUCUUUUUAUCAUUAAGUUAUGAAUAUGAUGUAGCAUUUACUCAGUACUUGUUGAAGACAAUUCUUUGCGUCUUGGGAAGACAAUUUAGCUCGAAGCCAAGCAAAGCAAUGAAGAGAUUGUUACCAAGCACUACCUAAACUUCAUGCGAGCCUGCACGACACCCUUCUGCUUUGGAAGGUGGCACGGUUCUGGACAAAUUACAAACUAGUUCCCCAACAACUAAAACUGCCUAUAACGCACAUUGACUAUGCGCGUAUACUUGCAACAAUUACAACGAGUUUCCUUUUGGAUUUGAACGUGCUGGUGAAAUAGAGUAGGUUUUUUUUGCACUGAAUAUAACCUUUAUGUACGUCUUGUUAUAUAUUGAUGUUAACAAUUAUGCUCGUUUCCUGGUGUUUCUCCUGUGCAAGACGACAUUAUGUUCCGCCAUUGUUGAUGUAAAAUCACAAAUAAAAAUGA
Corythoichthys intestinalis (scribbled pipefish) is the source of this 2194-nucleotide messenger RNA. It is a transcript of the gene hoxc8a, whose product is annotated as homeobox C8a. The transcript has 2 exons. The record is from RefSeq and is a predicted model, not a curated record. Gene Ontology annotation, cellular component: nucleus. Gene Ontology annotation, molecular function: DNA-binding transcription factor activity, RNA polymerase II-specific; RNA polymerase II transcription regulatory region sequence-specific DNA binding. The coding region runs from base 309 to 1055 and encodes 248 amino acids. Lineage: Eukaryota; Metazoa; Chordata; Actinopteri; Syngnathiformes; Syngnathidae. Gene Ontology annotation, biological process: regulation of transcription by RNA polymerase II.